This is a messenger RNA of Zingiber officinale, 1313 nucleotides long. Its product is annotated as GDSL esterase/lipase CPRD49-like. The record is from RefSeq and is a predicted model, not a curated record. The coding region runs from base 276 to 1049 and encodes 257 amino acids. The transcript has 6 exons. Lineage: Eukaryota; Viridiplantae; Streptophyta; Magnoliopsida; Zingiberales; Zingiberaceae.
UCUAAUGGGAAAUUAUGGAUGCGAGAAUGCAAUCUCUGGCGGGAAGGCGAAUCGGAUGAUUUGUGCCCAAAUCUAAGUCGACCCGAUCCGAUAGCCGCAGCCUCGACGAGUAAAUGCGAAGAAAAGUGUUGGGCGGCCCGCCGUACCACCUGUUGAAGCCUCCUCUCGCCGAUCGGUCCCCUUCCAUCCUCCUCUGACCACGAUUUCCAUCGAUCUCGAUUCCGGUCCCUGUCCCGCGUCGAGGAGAAGAACACGAGCCGAGGCGGAUAGAGGAGAUGGUAGGGCCAGGCCGCCCAGUCUUCGUGCUCUUCGGAUCUUCCAUCGUCCAGUACAGCUUCAGUAACGGCGGAUGGGGAGCAAUCCUAGCCGACGUCUAUGCCCGCAAGGCUGAUAUUUUGCUGCGCGGAUAUCUUGGUUGGAAUUCAAGACGUGCUGUUCAAGUAGUUGAAGAAGUUUUUCCAAAGGAUGCAGCUGUGCAACCUUCUUUAGUGAUAGUUAAUUUUGGUGGCAAUGACUCAAUGGGCUCUGAUCCAUCUGGCCUAGGUCCUCAUGUGCCUCUCCCAGAAUAUGUCGAGAACAUGAGAAAGAUAGCAACACAUCUUAAGAGCUUAUCUGAAAAGACACGCAUUAUCUUCCUUACUCCUCCACCAGUGAAUCAAGAAAUGUUUCGCGGCUCACAAAUUGGUCCUUUAUUAACUCGGUUAGUCCGGACUAAUGAGUUGCUUCAGAUGUACUCUGAAGCUUGUAUAAAACUGUGCAAGGAGAUGGACAUAAAAUUUAUUGACAUGUUCAAUGCAAUACAAAUGAGGGAUGACUGGGAAACUGCCUGUUUUACUGAUGGUAUUCACUUGUCCUCCGAAGGAAGCAAGAUAGUCGUAGCAGAGAUAAUUAAGGUCUUGAAAAAUGCUGGUUGGGAGCCUUCUUUGUACUGGAAAUCCAUGCCAACAGAGUUUUCGGAGGAUUCGCCUUAUGAUUUUAUUGCUUCUGAUGGAGUUAAAACAACCAACAUUUCCAACUUGACUACUCACAGAGAAUUCCAAUGGGACUAGGCCUGGAACACCCUACCAAUGAAUAAGGUUAUUUCUAAAUGUGUUAAGAAUGAAACAUCUAACUGAAAUAAUUUUGCAGAAUCAAACUUGAUGCUUGAACUGCAUCUGAUGUCUGUGAUUUUAUCAAUGGAAGCAGGAGAGAAUAGCAGGAAUAGGUAAGGACUGAACAAAUGGGGAGGGGGCAGUGAGAGAUAGAGCAUGCCUUGGUGUUGAUGAUGUAAAAUACCGGAAAAUAAGAAAUAUUAAUAAGGGAAUUUUUCGGAA